CGUGCGAGCUAAGUUUGCAUCUUAAAAAACGCGCGGAGGCAUGGCCCACGCAACGCGCCAAGCCACCACAUCACGUUCGCGCCCAAGCGAGGGCGGCGACCGAUCGUCGACCAUGGCGCGCCGCCGCCUCGCCGCGGCGACGACGACCGUGCCGGCGAUCGGCGUCCUCAUCCUCCUCCUCGCAUUGGCGCCGUCGCCGGCGACGGCCACGGUGCCCGCCCGCCGCAGCGCCGUGUCCUACUACGCCUCGGUGGAGAACCGCCUCCCUGCCGCGGCCGGCAUGGAGCUCGUCUGCCGCGCGCUCGGCCCGGGAUUCGACGUCUACCCGGAGCUCAGCGUGGUGCCGCGCGGCCGCGUUCCCCGCGGCGGCGCGCGCGUCGCCGAGGUCCUCAUCGAGCCGGGGCCCGAGCGGGUCGCUUGGGUGCUCUGCAGCUGGGGCUACGAGGGGAACUACCUCGCCAACCUGAAGCUGUUCGACACCGAGUGGCCGGAGGCGGCGGCGUGCCAGGACCCGGCGGCGAGCGGCGGCGAGCUGUGCCGCCUCGUGUUCGAGGACGACGCGGUGUCCGUCGUGGCGCCCGGCGGCGAGCGGCGCGUCGUCGGCGACCUGCCGGUGAAGCGCUGCCGGCGACACUGGCUGCUGUUCAGCACCGGGUGCACGUACCCCGACCACCCAAACCCGUACGCCGGCCGGCUCCUCCGCAACGCCUUGGAGUUCUUCGCCGUCUGAAGAAUCUGACGGACUGAUCAGAUUUUUUUUUGUAAUAAAUUUCUGAUUAGUUUUGUUAGGAUUUAGAUCAGAAGCAUCCCAAGGUGUCGAUGUUUGCGAGAUAAAUCAACCAAUUUCGUAUGGAUUUUGGUGCCUUU
Oryza sativa Japonica Group (Japanese rice) is the source of this 867-nucleotide messenger RNA. RefSeq lists its product as uncharacterized. The record is from RefSeq and is a predicted model, not a curated record. Lineage: Eukaryota; Viridiplantae; Streptophyta; Magnoliopsida; Poales; Poaceae.